Messenger RNA from Lates calcarifer (barramundi perch), 627 nucleotides. RefSeq names its product E3 ubiquitin-protein ligase RNF123-like. NCBI's taxonomy places the organism in Eukaryota, Metazoa, Chordata, Actinopteri, Centropomidae. The record is from RefSeq and is a predicted model, not a curated record. The coding region runs from base 205 to 612 and encodes 135 amino acids. The transcript has 6 exons.
UCGCAGCUGCCGCUCCGUAGUGCGAGAGGCGUUGACAGAGAGGACUGUUGUGGUGGACAUUCUGCUUCUCCUCCGGACCGCAGCCGAACACGUCCCGUGUGUCAGUCCGAACACUGGACACAGUGCCGGGCCUCAGGUGGAAGAGCGGUCCGUUUCACCUGAAGCAGCGCAGUGUGUGGGAGCAGCUGAGUGCAGUGGGACAGUAUGAGCUCUAAAGGGGGGGGCACGGCUCUGACCCGCCGUAACUACAGACUGUCCUCAGACACAGACAAACCCAGAGCUACAGGUAUAGUGAAUGAGAAGCUGCUCAGUGAUUACCUGCAUCAUGUGUUUCCUUCAACCAAAGCGCAGGGACCUGCAGUGGCCUCCCUCAGGAAGACUCUUGGUUUCCAGGACCUGGGUGCUCACCUGGAGAGACUCCUGUCUGAGGGAGAAGCCAGCGAGGACAGCAGAGAUCAGUCCGUUGAAGGUCGUCUGGGUCCUCAGCCCGUCGUCCUCGAUCACACCAGUGGGUUUGAAGGCCUCCUGUUUGUAGAUGACGACCUGCUGGGGGUCAUCGGCCACAGCAACUUCAGCUCCAUCAGAGCCACCACCUGUGUUUACCAAAGGUAAAUCACUGCACGAUAA